This is a messenger RNA of Bactrocera oleae (olive fruit fly), 1797 nucleotides long. Its product is annotated as protein tumorous imaginal discs, mitochondrial. Gene Ontology annotation, biological process: protein folding; response to heat; mitochondrion organization. NCBI's taxonomy places the organism in Eukaryota, Metazoa, Arthropoda, Insecta, Diptera, Tephritidae. Gene Ontology annotation, cellular component: mitochondrion. The record is from RefSeq and is a predicted model, not a curated record. Gene Ontology annotation, molecular function: heat shock protein binding; ATP binding.
UUGACUUACAAAAUUUAAAUAAUAAUUAAUAUAACAAAUUAGUAUUGGGCAUAAACUAAAAAAUUGAAUUUUCUUAGGAGUUUGAGGUCACUCUGUGCUGAAUAUCUCUAUUAUCAUUGUGAAUUGCUAUCAGCUGUGUAUAGCUAUUGUGAGUGAAAGAAGCAGAAGUUCAGAGUGAAGCAUGGUCGGUGCUGUUACCGCAUAGGAAUGUCCCUGUCCGAAGGAGUUAUUGUUAAAAUGUUUUCAUCCGCCAAAUCUAUCAAUCUGCGUGCAUUUCGCCAGCUCUCAAAUCGUGCUAAUAGUUAUUAUUCGGCAGAAUGUUUCGGAUUGCAACAAAUGACACAGCGACGAUUCCUUUCUGGUUGGAAUGGAGGUGGAAAAGUGUCGCCGAGAUUAUUGUUGACUACAAUACCCGGGCGACAACAGCGGUUUGAUAUACACAUGACAAAUGUUUUAUCCGCCAAAGACUACUACCAAAUAUUAGGUGUAGCUAAAAAUUCUAGUUCAAAAGACAUUAAAAAAGCAUAUUAUCAGCUCGCUAAGAAAUAUCAUCCUGACACAAACAAAAACGAUCCAGAUGCAGGCAAAAAAUUCCAAGAAGUUUCUGAAGCAUACGAAGUUCUAAGCGAUGACACUAAGAGGCGUGAAUACGACACGUAUGGUCAGACAUCAGAAAGUAUGGGACGAAGUGGGGGAUUCGGUGGACAGGGUCCGCAAGGUUUUUCACAAAAUUGGCAAUUUCGAUCUACAAUUGAUCCAGAAGAAUUAUUUCGUAAAAUAUUUGGCGAAGCUAACUUUCGAAGUAAUAGUUUUGAUGAUUUCGCCGAUUCCAAAUUCGGCUUUGGUGCUGCUCAAGAAAUUGUUAUGGAUUUAACAUUUGCACAAGCAGCUAGAGGUGUUAACAAAGACGUCAACGUAAAUGUUGUUGAUACGUGUGCAAAGUGCAAUGGAUCAAAGUGUGAACCUGGCACAAAACCUGGUCGUUGUCAAUAUUGUAAUGGCACCGGAAUGGAAACAAUUUCUACCGGACCAUUUGUUAUGCGUUCCACUUGUCGUUAUUGUCAAGGAACACGACAGUACAUUAAAUACCCAUGUACUGAAUGUGAUGGCAAGGGACAGACGGUGCAACGCAAGAAAGUAACCGUUCCAGUGCCAGCAGGUAUAGAGAACGGUCAAACCGUACGGAUGCAGGUUGGACGUAAAGAGCUCUUUGUAACUUUCCGCGUAGAAACCAGCAAAUAUUUCAAACGGGAAGGCGCCGACGUACAUACGGACGCCUCUAUAUCAAUAUCACAAGCUGUUUUUGGAGGUACCAUACGCGUACAAGGUGUAUACGAAGACCAAUGGAUCAACAUACCAGCAGGUACUUCGUCACAUCACAAAGUGUUUCUUCGUGGAAAGGGCCUAAAACGCGUUAAUGCCCAUGGCCACGGCGACCAUUACAUAAAUAUCAAAAUAGAAGUACCUAAAAAUCUUACGAAAGAACAGAAAGCUAUAAUGGAGGCGUAUGCGGAACUCGAAACGGACACACCGGGACAAAUCAACGGAAUUACCAGACAAAAAGAUAACACCAAAAAGGCUACAGGACACCCCGAAAACGUUACUAUCAAAAAUUAAAUCGCUCUUUAACAGAUAGUCCACAUAAUAUUAGAGAUUUACGUGUGUAUAAAUGGGUAGAAGUAAAUGAUCGCUUGUAUUAGGAACGACACAAUUGAAUACUUUAUUGAUUUAAUUAGUUUAAUGGACGGUGAAAAUUGAAAUAAAAUAAAUUACUAUUAAAAGCCGUAAAAAAUCAAA